Colias croceus (clouded yellow) is the source of this 1007-nucleotide messenger RNA. RefSeq names its product phenoloxidase-activating factor 3-like. Gene Ontology annotation, molecular function: serine-type endopeptidase activity. NCBI's taxonomy places the organism in Eukaryota, Metazoa, Arthropoda, Insecta, Lepidoptera, Pieridae. Gene Ontology annotation, biological process: proteolysis. The record is from RefSeq and is a predicted model, not a curated record. The transcript is spliced from 5 exons. Bases 436 to 942 code for a protein of 168 amino acids.
UAUAUUUUUUUUAUUAUCCAUAAAAUGUACAAUCUGAUGAACACCAUUUUAUGUGUGAAUCGAAAAUUAUCCCACUAUAUCUUGAGAAAAGAGGUUUGGAUAGAUUUAUACCAACUAUGGAUGGAUUAACUGGAACUACAAGGAUUCAAUGCAUGUAGAAGAAAUAACAAGCAAACAAAAACACGGCUCAGACUUACAAAAUCGUUAGCGGCACCACAAGAAAGGAUAACCGGUGGGGCUGACACCGACAUCACUGACUUCCCGCACGUCGCUGCUCUGGUCUACUACUACCCUGGCAUCAAUCGGGAAAUCCAACGCUGUGUCGGACCUUUGGUCUCAUCAUGGCAUGUGCUGACUUCCGCGUACUGCUUCACUGGAGCCGAUCUGUCCAACUUCCGCAUCCGCGCCGGUUCCACCAACAGUCUGUUCGGAGGCAUGCAAACCACCAUGCGUGGUCUGCUCAAGCACCCCGGCUACGUUGAGUCUCCCCGCCAGAACGACAUUGCCCUUGUGUUCUUGCAACAGCCGUUCGGACAAAGCAGUGUUAUCAGACCACUGCCUCUGCCUCCACAGGACUAUGAUCUGCCCGUCGGAGUCUCUGGCGUGGUUGCUGGUUGGGGCUUUAAUGCGGAAGGCACUCAACACGAUGCCCUCCAGUCUGUCGUCUUAGAAAAGGUGUCCCUUGACGCUUGCGCCGCUGCUUACGCUGACGAAGAACAAAUCGAUAUUAACGAAAGAGUGUUGUGCGCUGCUAAAGAAAACAGUGGCGCGUGUUUCGGCGACGCCGGCGCACCCAUGGUGGCAACAAUAUUCAACACACAAGCUCUUGUCGGCAUUUCUUCCUACUUCAAGGACUGUGGUUCUUCUGAAUACCCCGACGUCUUCACAAACAUCGCAAGCUACACUGACUGGAUCAUGGAGAACGCUGUAGCACCCCAAUAAAAAGAAAUACGAUUUUAUUGAACGUGAUUUUUAAUGUUUAAGCCUAUUUAUAUUAAACUAUAUUU